AACUGCUUUUUCACUGUUGGCUUUGCUCGAUUGCUUGCUUUGUUUCUUUCUUUCUCCGCAUAUUUGGAUUUCUCUAACUCUCCCUUUCCCUUCUUCAAGCAAACAUAAAACCCUACUCCAUCUCUCUCUCUGCAACACAAAUCGCUGGUGACCUGGACCUUCCUAGACGCUAACCAGCAACUUUACUUUUUAUUAUUAUUUUUUUAAUGUGAAAUACAAAAAAAAUUCUGGACGAAGUAAUUGUUGAUCGUGUAUUUUUAGUAGAAGCCCGAGAGCGAUACUUCCACUGGGAGUGAUGAUGGGAAGCAAUGCACUGUUUGGAACAGGAAUUGGAUCCGACGUUGAUCAAUUGUAUUCUAUAACUUUGUUUGUGGCUUUACUGAGUGCGUGCAUAGUGAUUGGCCAUUUGCUCGAAGAAAACCGCUGGAUUAACGAGUCUAUUACGGCUCUGCUCAUCGGGUUGUGCAGUGGGAUCGUUAUUUUGCUAACAACUAAUGGCAAGAGUUCCCGCAUCUUAGAAUUCGAUGAACAGCUGUUUUUCAUUUAUCUUCUCCCACCUAUUAUAUUUAAUGCUGGGUUUCAAGUGAAAAAGAAGCAAUUCUUCCGAAACUUUAUGACCAUUGUGCUAUUUGGUGUAGUUGGUACUCUGAUAUCCUUCUGUAUCAUAUCCUUUGGUGCCAAAAGUUUCUUUGCAAAUCUGGACAUUGGAUCCCUGGAGUUGCAAGAUUAUCUUGCAAUUGGAGCUAUAUUUUCAGCAACCGAUUCUGUUUGUACAUUGCAGGUGCUAAAUCAGGAUGACACGCCUUUGCUUUACAGUCUAGUUUUUGGUGAAGGUGUUGUAAAUGAUGCGACAUCAGUGGUACUUUUCAAUGCAAUCCAGAGAUUUGACCUCUCUCAUGUUAAGUCAAAGAUUGCCGCACAGUUUAUGGGCAAUUUUCUUACACUGUUCAUCACAAGCACUUUUUUGGGAAUAGUGAUUGGAUUGCUCUGUGCAUACCUGAUCAAAAAGUUGUACUUAGGGAGGCACUCUACAGAUCGCGAAGUUGCUUUGAUGAUGCUCAUGGCCUAUCUUUCAUAUGUUAUGUCUGAAAUGUUCAACCUGAGUGGAAUCUUAACAGUGUUCUUUUGUGGGAUAGUCAUGUCGCACUAUACAUGGCAUAACGUUACUCAAAGUUCUAGAACGACUACCAGGCAUGCUUUUGCAACAUUAUCAUUUGUUGCAGAGGCUUUUAUCUUCCUUUAUGUUGGGAUGGAUGCAUUAGACAUUGAAAAAUGGAAAUUCGUAAGUGAAAGCCCAGGAAAAUCCAUUGCAGCGAGUGCAGUUUUGUUUGGCUUGGUUUUGGUUGGAAGAGCAUCUUUUAUAUUCCCUCUGUCCUUCUUGUCCAAUUUUACAAAGAAGUCAAAGAGUGACAAAUUUGAUUUGAAGCAGCAGGUAACAAUUUGGUGGGCUGGAUUGAUGCGAGGUGCAGUGUCCAUGGCAUUAGCCUAUAAUCAGUUUGCAAGGUCCGGCCAUACCCAACAGCCUGGGAAUGCGAUUAUGAUCACUAGCACCAUCACUGUUGUUCUAUUCAGUACCAUUGUGUUUGGGUUGAUGACGAAGCCUCUUCUAAAAUUCUUGCUGCCUCAGUCCAUAAUUCCCGAGCAUGGUAUGGAAUCUGAGACGGCUGGCACGAGACCCAUUCUGAUGCCACUUCUGGACGAUGAGGAAAAUGUAGAGGUUGGCAAGGAAAGUAGCAAUACUCGUCUUCCAUCCAGUUUGCACAUGCUUCUGACCACACCGACUAACACAAUACAUCAUUAUUGGAGAAAAUUUGAUGAUGCUAUAAUGCGCCCAGUCUUUGGUGGGAGGGGGUUUGCGCAGCUGGACUCCGGUUCUUCAGAAGAAGCGAGUGAAUAGUAGUGGCAGAAUAGACAAAAAAGUUAAUUGGAGUGGCAUAUACAGUACUGAAUAUGCACCCUUUUCCGCAGUGGAUAGGAUUCUGCAGAUCACAUGUGGCUUUGCUUUGCAAAAUCAAGCAUGUUUGUCUUGGAAGUCUCCUAUUGCUGGGAUUUGGAGGGAGAGCUAAAAUUUUCCCGAGCAAUACAUGCAGAAACUUAACAGUGUAGUGUUUGGAUAGAGUAUUAUUUGAAAUAUUACUUGUAUAACACUUUUUUGUGAUACGAGAUGUACGUGAGAUAAAAAGUUAGUUAGGAAUAUAAAAAAAGGUAUAUUGAAAAAUGUA
Coffea arabica (coffee) is the source of this 2222-nucleotide messenger RNA. Its product is annotated as sodium/hydrogen exchanger 1-like. The record is from RefSeq and is a predicted model, not a curated record. Gene Ontology annotation, biological process: regulation of intracellular pH; sodium ion import across plasma membrane; potassium ion transmembrane transport. Gene Ontology annotation, cellular component: plasma membrane. Lineage: Eukaryota; Viridiplantae; Streptophyta; Magnoliopsida; Gentianales; Rubiaceae. Gene Ontology annotation, molecular function: potassium:proton antiporter activity; sodium:proton antiporter activity.